Messenger RNA from Daphnia carinata, 709 nucleotides. Its product is annotated as beta-1,4-N-acetylgalactosaminyltransferase bre-4-like. The record is from RefSeq and is a predicted model, not a curated record. NCBI's taxonomy places the organism in Eukaryota, Metazoa, Arthropoda, Branchiopoda, Diplostraca, Daphniidae. The coding region runs from base 389 to 709 and encodes 106 amino acids. Gene Ontology annotation, molecular function: N-acetyl-beta-glucosaminyl-derivative 4-beta-N-acetylgalactosaminyltransferase activity. Gene Ontology annotation, biological process: glycosphingolipid biosynthetic process; carbohydrate metabolic process. The transcript is spliced from 3 exons.
CAUCGACAGUUCAACUAACUGUAACUCUUUCAGCAAGCCUACUUGAGCCACUAUCGCAAAAACCGAGUGUUAAUAAACAAGAUCAAAAUGUGAGUGAAGUGGCCGUGAAUGAAUCCUCGCAACCGUCCUUUUUUGAUCAGUCGUCUAUCAUUCCACAACUAUGCCCUCUCGUUCCCCCUAAAUUAGGUAAGUAGAAACAGCCCGUUAGCUUGCAGCAUAGAAGUGUUGCAGAUUAGUUUUUACGGAAAUAGUUAGUUGGACGAAUAUUUGCUUGGAGAAGAUAGACACCCUGCGAAAUGAGGAUGACGCGAAAUUGAUAGAAGCUGGAAUCGAGGCCGGUGGAAGAUAUCAACCAAAAGAUCGUCAAUCACGAUACAAAGUCGCUAUCAUGGUGCCAUACCGAGACAGGAAAGAUCACUUGACUGUUUAUUUGCGUUACCUGCAUCCUUUCUUGCAGCGGCAGCAACUCAACUAUGUCAUUAUUGUUGUUGAACAAUCCAACAGUUCGUCGUUUAACAGAGGAAUGUUAAUGAAUAUCGGUUUUAACGAAGCUCAGUUGAAAGAAAAUUUCCAAUGUUUCAUCUUUCACGAUGUCGAUUUCCUACCAGAGGAUGACAGUAAUCCCUACACCUGUCCGCAAGCCGGAAAACCCAGGCAGAUGUCAUUCUCCAUAGAUUACUGGGACAAUUUACAAACCGAUAGCUGCUAG